AUGGACUUCACCUCCUCGAAAUGCAUACCCGGUUGCAAACACACCCUUACCCCUUCUCAAUUCGAAAAUGAGACCGCCAUGGGCGAUACACACUGGCGCAGAAUCCAGGUGGUCAGGGUACUCGAGUCUUUUGAGGCAGCGAAGCGAGUCAUGUCACGACAAGGGAUUCAUCACGUUUGUAGGUUUCUCGAAGCCGGCAGAUGGAUAUCCGAAAGAUCGAGCAUCAGUGAUAGUAUCGCAUACAGAGCUCUGAAGCAGCAGCGCGGCUACGAAAGAUAUCCAAGUUUCUACUACCCUCGAUUUUUCGUCGUCCAGGCCAUCUUCGGGUCUAAAAGUGCUCCCAUUCCUGGUUGUUUCAUUAAAUAUUGCCUGGAUAUGUCGCAUCACUGGGGUAUCCAAAUCAAUCCCAGCAAGCCUUUCUACCCUCGUCUUGAAGAUUCUGAGAAGGAGCUGGUUUUAAUGAGGGGAGUAUACCCUGAACCACCGAAGCCGAGGCUACUCCAAGAUCCUUACGCACAAUCUGCUUCGAUCCCAGUUGUCGGCUCCUAUGAUGACGGUGAGCAAUCGUGCAGCAUUCAAGAGACUUGUGGUACGACCGGUAUCAUCAAACCAGAACCUGUCAAUGAUGACAACCUCCUACACAGAGCCGAAAACCACAAUUUCAGUACAAACCAUGCCUUUGAGCGUCGUUUUUCUCAACUAGAGAGAAACUUCGAGCGCCGCAUGGCUAGAGCCCAGAGAGGUCUCGAACACCGUGUUGGGAACCUCGUCGGGCAACACUUCUCAAAGUAUCAAGACCAACUACAGAUUAAUACCAUCAGAGCAGAGGAAGAUCCCGAGAGCCGUCUAAGAGAAGCGCGCGAAAAAGCAAAGGACAUCCAUCAACAUGCCCUCCGGGCUCAAAGACAUGCAGAUACAGCAGUGAAGAUGGCAGAAGCCCUUUGCGAGAGUCUGACCACAGCCACCAAGCGUCCUGUCAGCGAUGAUCACUACGACGAUGAGCAUUCCAGCAAGAGAGUGCGCGGUGCUUGA
Messenger RNA from Fusarium sp. VM40, 1032 nucleotides. NCBI's taxonomy places the organism in Eukaryota, Fungi, Ascomycota, Sordariomycetes, Hypocreales, Nectriaceae. The record is from the annotation of a GenBank genome assembly.